This is a messenger RNA of Mirounga angustirostris (Northern elephant seal), 1935 nucleotides long. RefSeq names its product testis specific serine kinase 6 (gene TSSK6). Gene Ontology annotation, biological process: protein phosphorylation; intracellular signal transduction. The coding region runs from base 206 to 1027 and encodes 273 amino acids. Gene Ontology annotation, cellular component: cytoplasm. Gene Ontology annotation, molecular function: ATP binding; protein serine/threonine kinase activity. NCBI's taxonomy places the organism in Eukaryota, Metazoa, Chordata, Mammalia, Carnivora, Phocidae. The transcript has a single exon. The record is from RefSeq and is a predicted model, not a curated record.
AGGCGGGGUGACGCCCGUGGUCACUUCACAAGGCAGAAAUUGUUACCUGGGCAAUAAAAGGCACCGCUGCGGCGGGGACCCGGGAGUGGGCACAUGGGGGUGCGGGUGUGCAGGUGCCAAGCGCCAUGGGUUAGGCCCGAUAUUGGAGUCCGGCCGCCCCCCGACAGCAGCCGCCUCCUGCUCCCCGCGCGCCCCAGGCGCCACCAUGUCGGGCGACAAACUUCUGAGCGAACUCGGCUAUAAGCUGGGACGCACGAUAGGCGAGGGCAGUUACUCCAAGGUGAAGGUGGCCACGUCCAAGAAGUACAAGGGCACAGUGGCCAUCAAGGUGGUGGACCGGCGGCGCGCGCCGCCCGACUUCGUCAACAAGUUUCUGCCGCGCGAGCUGUCCAUCCUACGGGGCGUGCGACACCCGCACAUUGUGCACGUCUUUGAGUUCAUAGAGGUGUGCAAUGGGAAGCUCUAUAUCGUGAUGGAGGCGGCUGCCACCGACCUGCUGCAGGCAGUGCAGCGCAGCGGGCGCAUCCCCGGGGGUCAGGCGCGUGACCUCUUCGCGCAGAUCGCUGGGGCUGUGCGUUACCUGCAUGACCACCACUUGGUGCACCGGGACCUCAAGUGCGAAAACGUGUUGUUGAGCCCCGACGAGCGCCGCGUGAAGCUCACUGACUUUGGCUUUGGUCGCCAGGCACACGGCUAUCCUGACCUGAGCACCACCUACUGCGGCUCGGCCGCCUACGCGUCGCCUGAGGUACUCUUGGGUAUCCCAUACGACCCCAAGAAGUACGACGUGUGGAGCCUGGGCGUCGUGCUCUACGUCAUGGUCACCGGGUGCAUGCCCUUCGACGACUCGGACAUCGCUGGUCUGCCCAGGCGCCAGAAGCGUGGCGUCCUCUACCCCGAUGGCCUCGAGCUGUCCGAGCGCUGCAAGGCCCUGAUCGCAGAACUGCUGCAGUUCAGCCCGUCCGCCAGGCCCUCAGCGGGCCAGGUAGCGCGCAACGGCUGGCUGCGUGCUGGGGACUCCAGCUAGACGCCGGGGUUCCCGCCAUUCCCGCCGCCCUGAGCACUGCGCAAGCGCAGUGCACGCGCGCCAGGCGUGCUUCGGUACCCCCGCGAAGCCGACACGCGCCUCUGGGCACGCGCACUUCCCCCCUUUUCCGGUUUCUGGAGGUCCCGGGCGGUAGUCGCCCCUGCUUAGAAUCUAGCUCCCCUCCCCACGAUCCCGAGAGCGGGAGGGUGCAAGCGCUUCCUCUGUUCCCCAAGAGAAGGCCUCGGGAGGGAAAGGGACGAGAAGAAAUGGAAGCAUUGCGCCAGCGCGGAAUGAGCGAUGGCUGCGGGUAGGCGUUGGCUACCUGGAGGAGCUGCCAGCGAGUGGACGCGUGUGGAGGGCGUCCUUCUUUAGGCAGCCACGCAGGCUGGUGGGGGAAGGCACGCUCCGGGCGCUGCCUCCCUGGAACUUGCAAUAAACUCGCUCUUCCUCGCAGCUGCCUCUAAAAAUGGCCCCCUUUUACCAAGUAGGGGUGGGAGGUUGUCCCCCGGGGGAAGGCAGGCGUGGUGCCCCAUUGUAGAGAAAGCUUCUAGCUCUAGGUCUCGAAAGGGAAUUGGGAGGAUUCAAACCGGACUUUUGGGCUCUCCAGCCUCAAGAGAACUCGAAGGGUCGUGCCGGGGUCGUGAUGGCCCUGGCAAUAGAGAUGCGGGGCUGGGGAGCAAGGAUCCCAGCACCCUCACCGUGUUUAAGGAUUCAGCAGCGGGGGGGUGAGGGGCGUGGCGGGGGGCCGCCUGUCUCAACAGAAACUGAGCGUUUAUAGAUGAGGAAAUUGAGGCCCACACAAAUGACACUUGCCCAAUAACACAUCUGGAAUUUGAAACUGGAUAUGGCUGGAGUGGGGUGGGGAGGUGGUGGAAGCUCUCCAUAGUAAGGGCCCUUCCUUGGUAAAG